AUGCUUUUCUGUGCAAUGUAUCACUAUCCAGUUCCGGUUGCACAAUUGAUAUUCGAAAUGAUGGAUUCAAUUGAAUUAUUCGAAUUAUCUCGACUCUCCCGAAAACUUGAGGGAAAAAUCAAGGAAGCAGGAGUGAGAUGUAUCAAACACUCUGUUUCAUUCUCGAAAAUCCCAUCGAUGCGAUUGGAUUUCCGUUCAGAAAACCAGUUAGAAUUCAUUUUUAAUCAACCAUUUCCUAGAGAUGUAAAGAUAAGAACUGGAGAAAUCAAGGGUCUCAAGUUCUUCUAUUCGGCAAUCAGUGAAAAGACAAUAAAUGUAUGCCUGGAAGACAAAUCACUAUUCGGUGGACUCUAUCGUUUCUAUGAUCAUUUUGCUGAUAUAUUCAGAACUACAAUGAUUGGUCAAUUGGAUAUUGAUGUGAAUACAAUCAAGAAUGUGAUUGGACUCUUAGGAAUUCCAGAAUUCAAACGUUGUCAAACUCUACAGUUAAUCGGAGAUAAAAUGGCUGAUGAGGAUGCAAAAUACAUUCAAGAUAACUGUCAAAUAUACGAAACACUUUCAUUGAAUGGAAAAGUUGGAAGAAGAGAUCAACAUUACAAAUUAUAUGAAAUCAAGAAUCUGAUCAUCAGACAGAAUGAUUGGAUCAAUAUCAAUGACUUAUUUCUCAUGAAAUGCGAGAAUAUCUAUAUCGAUGGAGCUAACAUCAGUGAUUUAGAUCUGAUUAAUUUUGUAAAAAUGUGGAAAAACGGAGAGUCGAAUUCCCAUUUGAAAACUCUUCACGUCAAUUUCACUGGAUCUUCUGUAUUCGACCGAUCUCAACUUCAAUAUUUUGUUCCUGUUCUUCCCGUUUUCCAUUAUAAUCCAGCAGCUCCAAAUGUACCUGUAGAAAGAGAAGAAGGAAGUGAUGACUCAGAUUCAUCAGAUGAUGAAGACGAACUGGCACAAGAUCAAGCAAUAAAAGAACAAAGAAGAAUAGCGUAUGAUAAUCAAUUACACCAAAUGGAACAGACUCUUCCUUGGAAAGAAAUCGAAAGAAGUCUCAUCGAUUACUCAAAUCAUUCAAAUAUUUUCCGCAGAGGAGAAAGAAACUAUUCUCAAUUAAUCGGAGAAUCUGAUAUCAUCGAACUUGAUUGUUUCUAUCGUGAUGUUGUGAAGUUCGAUGGAACAUUUGCAUCAAUUCGAAUUCAUCAAAACUCAUUCAAAAUGAUCGUCUGGCAUAAUUUCGAAUUACCUCCGUAG
This is a messenger RNA of Caenorhabditis remanei, 1239 nucleotides long. RefSeq lists its product as uncharacterized. Bases 1 to 1239 code for a protein of 412 amino acids. Lineage: Eukaryota; Metazoa; Nematoda; Chromadorea; Rhabditida; Rhabditidae. The transcript is spliced from 4 exons. The record is from RefSeq and is a predicted model, not a curated record. Gene Ontology annotation, biological process: embryo development.